AGAAAUCUAAGCUUUAUGAAUUCGCAACGCCUCAAAACGUUUUUCCAUUAUUUUAAUUCAAUUAAAUUUCAUGCGCACAGCCAACGCGCGUCACAUAGUGUUUCCCAUCCUCAUUCAAGCAGACCAAGCGUUCUCUGUCGUUAUGUGACUUCAGUGACUAACUGUGACCUCAGAAGGCGUUUGGCGUCCCACACCACUGUGUUGAUAUAAACCCCGUCCACGGCAGAAGAACGAAGCGCGCUCCCGUCCAGUUGUAUCUGAACAGAGUUACCUGAAAAUAUGGCUGUGAGUUCUGAAGACGGACAUUGCAAAUAUAGACUAUUUGCUUUCAUUAUGCUUUUUAACAUCUCGUUAAGCACGGCGGUCAGUCUCGAUUUAACGGAGCUGCGAAAUAAUGUUUCCAAAAUAAAAGUGCAUCCACGUGGGAAUCUCUGGGCGACAGGUCAUUUCAUGGGCAAGAAGAACAUUUCAAGCAGCCAGUUCCAGGACUCUCAAUUCUCCUCAAAGCGUCCCAGGAAUACUUCGAGAGAAUCCGAGGAUCUGAGGGAGCUGAUCACUCAGGAGGUGCUCAAAGUUGCUCUUCAGGCUCAGCUUGAAGAUCCAAAGAGGACACAAGAUGUUUAUAAUCAGGAUACGGACUUCAUGGUAAAGCUUUUGAAAAGCUAUAAGAAACCUAUAUUGCUGUUGAUAUAA
This is a messenger RNA of Carassius carassius (crucian carp), 693 nucleotides long. RefSeq names its product neuromedin-B-like. The record is from RefSeq and is a predicted model, not a curated record. Gene Ontology annotation, biological process: neuropeptide signaling pathway; positive regulation of hormone secretion. The transcript has 3 exons. Gene Ontology annotation, cellular component: neuron projection. Gene Ontology annotation, molecular function: neuropeptide hormone activity; neuromedin B receptor binding. The coding region runs from base 280 to 693 and encodes 137 amino acids. Lineage: Eukaryota; Metazoa; Chordata; Actinopteri; Cypriniformes; Cyprinidae.